This is a messenger RNA of Symbiodinium sp. CCMP2592, 1571 nucleotides long. Lineage: Eukaryota; Dinophyceae; Suessiales; Symbiodiniaceae. The record is from the annotation of a GenBank genome assembly.
AUGGCGGAAGCAAGCUGGGCAAGCCUCGUGGCGCAAGAAGUUGCGGCGUCGAAGACGCUCGCAACGGAGCUGUGGCCGGUGCUUUGCCAGGGCUUCAGGUCCAAAAGAGUAGCCUCCGAUGUGCUGGGCUUCUUGGUCUCGGCCUAUGCUCAACGCUGUCUGGGCAAAUCGGAUGAGGGCUCUGAAGUGACGAAUGUGUUCGAGGAGGAGUUCAGCGUCAUCGUUAACAUCCGACGCGUGAACCCGUGGUUCGUGGAGUGGCGGCUACGGUGGCCCGCCACAGCCGAGCCUCCACCCAAUGACGACAUCUUCAGAAGCUGCCCAGCACUGAAGCGGUCCAUGAGGGACUGUACUGAGCUUAGUGCGGUUGUUUGCGACCGUGGCGACUUCGUACCCCAGCUGCUGAAUCUUUUGCGCGCCUCCUGUGAAGAAGAUGCCGCACUCUCCAAGGUGGAUUUGGAGGAGGCGCGAGAAACGCAGACGAACUUUCGUUCCGCUCCCACCUACCUCUACAAGCAUGUCGUGCGCCUGCUGUUCACGAUCUCUGAGCCUCUGCAGCAUCAUCCAGAUCCCCGCUUCAGCCCCCACGAGAGUUUCAACGCACACCUUGGCGCGAGCCCUUCCGGUGCAGCCGAUCGAAGAGCGAUGCCGGAAGAGUUGACGGCAGAACGUCUGAAAGACUUGGCGCACCCGUGGCUGAAAGAGGAGGCAGUGGUGGUCCAGCCAACGCCUCUCGCGGAUCUUUCCGAAGAUAUGGAAUGCCUCCGAUUGAUUGACGGGGAGCUGAAGAGCCAGUCUUUAGCCGUCCGUUUCGUCGCAUGGGAUUACGUGAAGUCUGAACGCAACAAUCUUUGCUACCUUUUCGUCUGCCCGGAAGAGACCACCUUGAAGAAGGUCGGCUGGCAAAAGUCUGAUUUGGUAGAUGCCGAAGGCUGGGUCACACAUCCACUGAGGCAGUGUCAGUGGUCCUGGCCAGAAGAGAUGGAGGGGAUCGGACCUGUAGAUGUUCGAAGUAUGUGCUGUGGCGACGUGCCCAUCUACCGGCGGAUGAUCAAGGAGUUCGCCAAGCCGGUCAAGCAGCUGCGGGGCGAACUCGGUCACAUUCGAUUGACCGACUUUGGCCUCUCCAAGGAGAACCUCACGGAGUCUGCCCUGUUUCAGUCGUUCGUAGGCACUGUGCUAUACCUCUCGCCGGAGAUGAUUCGGCGAGAGGGGCACGGAACACCACUGGACUUUUACUGUCUCGGUUGUCUGCUGUAUGUGCUACUUACCGGCAAGCUGCCGCACUUCACCGGAGAUGUCAAUCAGAUGUGCGCGCGAAGGGCCAAGGGCGAAGCCUUCGAGGCGCCGGCGAAUUGCUCUCCGGCCGCUACGCAGCUUUGCGAGCGACUUCUUGAGGCGGAUCCUGCCGAAAGGCUGGGGACAAAGGGCCAGGCCAUGGAGGUCAAGGAGCACAAGUGGUUUGAGGAAGUAGACUUCCGAAAAGUUUACCGCAAGGAGCCGCAGCGGGUCUUCCCAAAUUUUCCACCGAUAGACCCACGGCUCACACCGGACCACAAUUUCAGCUCACA